Messenger RNA from Esox lucius (northern pike), 3739 nucleotides. RefSeq names its product synaptophysin b (gene sypb). Bases 71 to 967 code for a protein of 298 amino acids. NCBI's taxonomy places the organism in Eukaryota, Metazoa, Chordata, Actinopteri, Esociformes, Esocidae. The record is from RefSeq and is a predicted model, not a curated record. Gene Ontology annotation, cellular component: synaptic vesicle; presynaptic active zone; synaptic vesicle membrane. The transcript is spliced from 7 exons.
GCUGUUCCGGAUGGAAGCGUCUCCCUCCCGCCAUUCUUCUGAUCCUCUUAUCGACUAGCAGGCGGCCAAGAUGGAUGUUGUGAAUCAGUUGGUGGCCACCGGGCAGUUCACCAUAAUCAAACAGCCUUUGGGAUUUAUGAAAAUCCUGCAAUGGAUAUUUGCUAUCUUUGCUUUCUCGACAUGUGGCAGCUACUCUGGCAUGUUCAAGAUGAGUGUGGAAUGUAAAAACCGUUCCGAGAGUGACCUGAGCAUUGAGGUGGAAUUUGAGUAUCCAUUCAGGCUACAUCAGGUGUACUUCGAUGCCCCAACCUGUAAGGGAGGAGCCCCUGAGCGUCUCUUCCUGAUUGGAAACUACUCCUCCUCGGCUGAGUUCUUUGUAACCAUCGGUGUCUUCUCCUUCCUCUAUUCCAUGGCAGCCCUUUCCGUGUACGUCUUUAUUCUGGAAAAAUACCGUGAAGGCUGCAAGGGAGCACAGAUUGACUUCGCCGUGACCUGUGUGUUCACCUUCUUCUGGCUAGUGGCUUCUUCUGCCUGGGCUAAGGGUCUGUCAGAUGUAAAGGCAGCCACCGACCCUGACAAGGUCAUCUUAUUGAUAGAGGCUUGUGACGAACCAGAGAACCGCUGCCGGGAAAUCCACGAACCCGUGGUCUCUGGUCUCAACACAUCUGUGGCAUUCGGCUUCCUGAACCUGGUCCUGUGGGCGGGGAACCUGUGGUUUGUGUUCAAGGAGACUGGCUGGCUGGCGGCCUUCGGAGGCACGUACGCACCCUCCCAGGAGAAAGCCCCUGCCCCGGAGUCCUUUGGCCAAGACGGCUAUGGGCAAGAAGGUUACGCACAGCAGGGAGAUGCCUAUGCCGGCACCCAGGGAGGCUACCAGCCCGACUAUGGCCAGGGCGGCUACACCGAGGGAGACUACCAGCAGGGUGGAUAUGAACAGCAGCCCACCUCCUACUCCAAUCAGAUGUGAGCUGGUCCACGCUAUGGCGACUGGAAUCUUGGCAGCCAUAUGAUUUGACAGUGUGGUGCCCGAUUACCAAUCACAAUUCCACACUCCUCUGUUUGUCUGUUUGUGCAUCAGCGAGUUGACAAGCGGAGGGAGGGGGGGGUGAAGGGAUAGAGGACUGUAGGAUAGGAAGUUAGCAACACAGUGUCCCUGGGGAGAGGGGGAAUUUGGUGAGGGGGAAUUGGGUUGUUGCGUGUAAAAUGCUGUUGUUUAUUCUCGUGAUGUAUUUAACUGUAGAAGACAACCGGGGACUCUCCGUUUGAUCAUCCGAGGAAAAACUUGAAUACCAAAACAUGAAUUUUAAACUCUAUGAAAAUCAGUUAUAAGGGAAUAACACUUAAAUGAAAGACAAUAAUGGUAGUAAUAUUUAACUUGGGAGAAUGUAUUUGUCUGUGGUGUGUAAAUAUCAGCAUAUUCAUGUAUAAAUAUCUGUACACAGUUGAAUAAUUGUGCACUCCAUAUUAGUUGUUAUACAACAAAUGUAGAGCACAGAGUUAUUCAACUGUAUUUACUUCAGUUCUGUUUAGGAGCUCACAAAGUUCAACCCUCCUUGUUUUCUAAUAUUUAUGGUGUGUGUUUAUUCUAUUUGUUUCUGUCCUUUUUGAAAUGUUUCGUUAUAUCUUUUUAGUUAUGUUUGAGUUAUGUCUUUUCUAUUUUCUCAUUGUGCUUUUUUAUUUGUUUACCACUACUGAUUGAUUUUAAAGGAUAGAAGAGGCAAGAUGUGAUGGCAAAUGUGGAGCCAAAGAAGAAUUAUAAAUUCAGAGAGUACAGAAGAAUGAGAGAUGUAUUAUCAGGGGGUUUUAGUAGUGAUUCAUUUAAUAUUGGUGUCAUUCAUUCUAACUUGUGUUGUCUUUUAUAAUUUUCCAUCAGAAUAUUAUAUAAGUAAUGGUAGGUUAUUUACAUUCCACAUAAUCUCUUAAAAGCUGAUAAGUAACAUGGCAAAAAUGCAUAUAGGAUAAUGAAAAAGUUAGGUAGCAUGGUUGCAAUUUAUAUUUUGCUAAAACAAUGCUGUUCUUAAAAGUUGCUGUAUGUAAUGUGCUAUCAACACCUAUUUAAAGAUGAUUUGAGGUUGUGAAUCAGGGAAUUUAAGGGUUGAUAAUGUUUUUAUUUAUUUGGAAUGUAAAGAUUAUAUAUCUGACAGAUUUGGUGCAGAACCUUGUACAGUUUCAAUCGCCUUUUUAUCUAGUCUAAAGAUGAGUCAUCAGACAGAAUUAGUCAUCAUGUUUAAUCUUAAUUUCUAUUGCUCAUCUGAUUAAAAUGCAUGAAUAUAUUUACAUUAACUAAAUUCCUGUGGCACAAAAUGUGCCAUUAUCAAGACCAUGCACAAGCCAUAGGAAGUAAGUACAAUAGUUUUUUUCAUAUUAAUAUAGGCCAAUUAAUAAACUUCUAGAUUAAAAAUGUAUUUUUAAAGAUAACACAUCUCCCCAUACCAGUACACUCUCAAAAUUGUAUCUAAGGUUUGAAGUCUAACUCAUAGAUAUAAAGUAACUGCCUUGUGAAAUUCUAACUUUUAAAAGGUUAUAUUGUGUAAACUCAUACCCAAGCAGUAAUGUUGAUUCAUUCCUACAAUAUAUUUGUGGCAUUAGCAUAUAUUAAAUGGGGAAAAAACUCAGACUUUUUGGAAAAGGCCUUGGAAUGUGAUAUAAUCUUCCAAGGAAAAUGAGCUGACCAAUCAGUGGUUUAGAGAAAAGCAAGUUGACAAAUUAAUAUUGUUUAUGGACUGUAUAGGACCACAGCAUUUUGGGGGUAUGUUCCAGACUAUUCUAACAUAGAAAAUACAUUAGAAGGAAAAUGGGAAGGAAAACAAUUUCAGUCAUAUUGAAAAGUAAUUAUUGGUCAUGUUUAAUAGACAUCUGGAAACAAUGUGCAGUUACUAAUUAAGCCUAGAACAUGUGGAAGGGAGAGCAAGUGGAAAAGAAGUGUAACAGCAUUGUAUGUAUUCCAACACUACUGUUAUUUGCUGCUUGGGGUUUAAGGCCGGGUGUCUCUGUAAAGCACUUUGUGACAACUGCUGUUGUAAAAAGGGCUUUAUAAAUACAUUUGAUCGAUUGAUUGAUAUGUAGUAGGAUGUAUGUUUGACCCAUAAGGUGACAAAACUGCUUUGCUAUAACUUACACAAGGCACAGGGGAGUACACAAGGUAAUGUAGGCAAGGAUUAUCUGCCAACUCCCUGUUUGGAUAGAAGAGAAACUAUACUGCCAAAUGGUAACAGUACUGGUUUGUCUCAAUCAUUUGGUUUUCUUCCACCGUUAUCAUCACAAUGAAAACUAACAUUGUUUUCCAUUCUUGUUAUUACAUUAUACAGUUUUGGAUCCAUUAAUCUUUUUUAUCCAUUUUUUAUUUGGUGAUGUGGAGGCACCUCACUGUUCUCCCCUCCACUGUGUUCUUUCUUUUUCUUUCUUCUCACAUUCUCUCUCUCUCUCUCUCUCUCUCUCUCUCUCUCUCUCUCUCUCUCUCUCUCUCUCUCUCUCUCUCUGUAAGCUCUUAUAAAUACGGUCAAUGAAAUAUGUAUACUCUGUUGUUAGUGGUGAAUGAUGUCUUGUGAUACUCUCUACGCCUUUGGAUAGUGCUGUGUUAUUCGUGUCUGAUGUAUUCUUAUUAGUAUUCAUGAUACUGACUAAGACAAUUCAAGGAAGAAAUAUCCAAGAUUGUCCAGAAUUCUAUUGUAUUCUAAUUCUAUGGAAUCCAAGUGAAACGAAAUCAAAUAAACUUGAAAUUAUUCUGUUGAUGGUUAAA